AUGAAGCGAGAAAACUGGUUUCCUACUACAGCCAGUUACCUCUGUUCAGCUCAUUUUGAAGAGAAAUAUAUGUACCACACAAAUGUCCAGAGGCUUCUUUUGUCAAAACCAGUACCUACUAUCUUUAACUUUCCACCACAUUUACAAAAGCAAGAUAAAGUAUUACGACCACAACCCAGAAAGCGAUCUUUCGACAAUUUGCAAGAUAGUGCUAUUACAGUGACAUCAUUAGCACAAAUGCCUGUCGGACCGACAUCUGAUUCUGCUGACCACAAUUACUGUCUACCAAGCCUUAAGAAGUUGAAAACACAAUAUAACAGAGUACAAGCAGAGAAUGUGCGACUAAAGGAGCGGAUAAAGCAAAUGAAGCACAAAAGAAGACUAGUGCAGUUACAGACUUUAGUUGCCGGUUUGAGAAGAAGGCUAUGUAGUUCAGUUUCUGAUAUGUUAAACAGUGAACAUGUAGUUGGUUUGUUGAAGGAGCUAUUGGAACUUCAGUGCAGUGCUAAACUGCAACAGUAUGGCUCAUUUGUGCAGCAGCAACUUUUACCUUCAUUUUGA
Schistocerca piceifrons (Central American locust) is the source of this 561-nucleotide messenger RNA. RefSeq names its product THAP domain-containing protein 1-like. The transcript has 3 exons. The record is from RefSeq and is a predicted model, not a curated record. Bases 1 to 561 code for a protein of 186 amino acids. Lineage: Eukaryota; Metazoa; Arthropoda; Insecta; Orthoptera; Acrididae.